Molecule: messenger RNA, 952 nt
Organism: Ochlerotatus camptorhynchus
Lineage: Eukaryota; Metazoa; Arthropoda; Insecta; Diptera; Culicidae
Gene: Tango5
Product: Transport and Golgi organization 5
Exons: 2
Coding region: 30-749 (239 amino acids)
Biological process (GO): autophagy; Golgi organization
Cellular component (GO): endomembrane system; membrane; endoplasmic reticulum
Source: RefSeq, a predicted model, not a curated record
UAAAUAUAUGUGUUUUUUAUUUCAGAAUUAUGUGCCCUGAAGAACAAGUGAUGUCAACCACGUAUCCAUCAAUGUGGGCCAUCAUGUCUAAGGUUCGGUUCGAAGCAUUUCUAUGGGGAGCCGGCACCGCGCUCGGUGAGCUGCCUCCUUAUUUUAUGGCUAGAGCUUCAAGGCUAUCGGGAACCGAUUACCAAGAAUUCGAUGAUCUUCAAGAACUAGAAAACCGGAAAAUGCAUGGUGACAAAUUGAAACUCUUUGAGCGUGGCAAGCUGGCAAUGGAGAAAUUCGUUGAGAAGGUUGGGUUUCUUGGAAUUCUUCUCUGUGCAAGUAUCCCUAACCCACUUUUCGACCUUGCUGGUAUUACUUGUGGCCAUUUCCUGGUCCCAUUCUGGACAUUCUUUGGAGCAACAUUAAUUGGAAAAGCGGUCAUCAAGAUGCACAUACAAAAAAUCUUUGUGAUUAUUGCUUUCAACGAAAACCUUGUGGAUAAAGCCGUCGAUUUUAUGGCUUUGGUACCCGUCAUAGGAAAGAAAUUGCAGGAGCCAUUCAAAACAUUCCUUCAAAACCAAAAGGAUAGACUACAUAGGGGAACAACCAAAGUAUCAACUAGCUCAUCGAAUAUACUUCAAAAUUUGUUUGAAUACUUUGUUAUAUUUAUGAUCUUAUUCUUCGUCUCAUCUAUUAUUAAUUCUCUUGCUCAAAUUUAUCAGAAAAAGCUGCAGAGUCAAAAGAAAAAUAAAAAAUCCUAAAUGCGAAAACAAUUUUAUUAUUAAAUCAAUGUAGAUAAUGUAAAUACGGGAAAUGCAACUCAAAUAAACGUUACUUCGAUUUUACCGCUUGUAUUAAUUGUUAUACAACAUAUUUUGUUGGUUUUACACAAUAAAUUACGUUAAAAGUGAUUUAGUCUCAGAAUCAAAGAAAAAUAAAGUUAUUUUUUGUUUACUGACUUUUU